AGUUACAGCUGUGACGUCACGGGGUUUGAAUCAAUAUCUCGUUCCAUCCGUCCGUCCGACGAAGCUAGCUGCGAGCUGGGAGCUAUCAGUGCGGGGAGGCCGCCGCGACGCUAGAGACGCCGACCCUACCGACGCUCCGUCUCUCCGUCGCCCGGGUACGUCGACGAUUUCGCGAAAGCCCGCCGCCGAAUUUUAGUGAUGAGGCAAAAAAAAAAACAAAAAUGAGGAGUAAAAAUAAAUUCAUAAAAACAGCUAAAUGAGCGAGUAAAAAAGCGCUGCUUAAAUUUUUUUUACCUUCGAUUAUUUCGUUUAAACAUUAAAUGAAAUAAAUGAAAACGUAAUCGUACGUUAACUUGUGUCGAAUUACGGUGACAAUCGAUUGUGUUCCUCGCCAUAGUUCAAGAAUCGUAAUAGGUGCAAUCUGAGGCCGCGUAAAAAGCUAGGGGCAUAGUUUGGUUCCUCUGAUUAUAUCGAUAUUGGUAAGCGAGUGAGAAGUAAGAGAUAUAAGUUUGGGAGGAAUCGAUGGCCAUCAGUGCCCAUGGGCGGCCUCGCGUUUAGAACAAGGAACAGCCCCUCCCAGAAGACCUCGCUCAGGUGGGGCGACUGCUGCCCUCCGAACCUGAACCCCCCGUCGACGGCAGCAUCCUCGUUGGCAUCGGUCAUACCCAAGAGCCGUCACCUGGCCAUGCCACCUGUACCCGUGUGAGGUUGCCCUCCGCUGCUGCGCGACUGUACGCCCAGAGGUGCUCAGAGGUUUCCAAACGUUCCCAAAACAGAGAACACACCGAACCUCUUGGACUUGCAUCUUCAUCAACUUGACUUGACGCCCGUCGAUCUAUCAUCACCCAGCAACAUGAUCAACAUCGCUGGGGUUAUUUCCAUUGUUUUGUUUUACCUUCUAAUUUUGGGAGUGGGAAUAUGGGCGGCCAGGAAAAAAGAGGCUGGAAACGAUUCCGAGGAAGAGGUGAUGCUGGCCGGACGGUCCAUCGGCCUCUUCGUCGGGAUCUUCACGAUGACGGCCACGUGGGUCGGCGGAGGCUACAUCAACGGAACAGCCGAGGCUAUCUACACCAAAGGGCUGGUGUGGUGUCAGGCACCAUUCGGAUACGCCCUGAGUCUCGUUUUUGGCGGGAUAUUCUUUGCAAACCCGAUGCGGCGGCAGGGCUACAUCACUAUGCUGGACCCCCUGCAGGAUGCGUUUGGCGAGAGAAUGGGUGGUUUGCUCUUUUUACCAGCGCUAUGUGGCGAGGUCUUUUGGGCGGCGGGAAUUCUCGCUGCUCUUGGCGCCACCCUGGCAGUAAUAAUCGACAUGGACCAAGGGACGUCCGUUAUUCUGAGCGCGUGUAUCGCGGUGUUCUACACUCUGUUUGGCGGCCUCUACUCCGUCGCCUAUACGGACGUGAUCCAACUGUUCUGCAUUUUUAUCGGCCUGUGGAUGUGCAUCCCCUUUGCAUGGAUGAAUCCCAAGGUCGAGUCGCUUAGUUCGAUGGACGUGGAUUGGAUCGGCGAGGUAAAACCAUCGGAAUAUUGGUACUACAUGGACUACGGGCUUCUACUAGUCUUCGGAGGAAUACCUUGGCAGGUGUACUUCCAGCGAGUUCUCUCCUCGAAGACCGCUGGCAGGGCCCAAAUCCUGAGCUACGUGGCUGCCGUUGGAUGCAUCCUGAUGGCCAUUCCUCCAGUUCUAAUCGGAGCCAUAGCCAAGGCGACGCCGUGGAACGAGACCGGGUACACCGGACCUUAUCCGUUGACGGAAACGGAAACAAGCAUGAUCCUGCCGAUGGUUCUCCAGUACCUGACACCGGAUUUCGUGUCUUUCUUCGGCCUGGGAGCAGUCUCAGCUGCCGUGAUGUCAUCAGCGGACAGCAGCAUUUUGUCAGCGAGUUCCAUGUUCGCUAGGAACGUCUACAAGCUCAUCUUCCGCCAGAGGGCUUCAGAGAUGGAGAUAAUCUGGGUGAUGAGGACGGGUAUCGGUGUUGUCGGGAUCCUUAGUACGGUGAUGGCGUUAACGAUACCCUCGAUAUACGGGCUCUGGUCGAUGUGUUCCGACCUGGUGUACGUCAUCUUGUUCCCCCAGCUGCUGAUGGUCGUCCACUUUAAACCGUAUUGCAACACCUACGGCAGUCUUGCAGCGUACAUAAUUGCUUUCAUGGUCAGAAUCAGCGGUGGCGAGCCUCUGAUGGGACUUCCGGCACUCAUUCAUUAUCCAGGUUACGAACCGGAGACCGACACCCAGCUAUUUCCCUUCAGGACAAUGGCAAUGUUGAUGUCUCUGGUGACGUUGGUCGGUGUUUCGUACGGCACUCAGGUCGCGUUUAUGACCGGCAAGCUUGCGCCUGGUUACGAUAUAUUUAGAUGCGUGGUCAACAUACCCGAGGACGUAGAGCGAGUGGGUCCCGAUCCCGCGGAAGGUGAACAGAUGGCUGUGCUGGCCGGCGGGUCGGCCAGACUUUACGGCAGCAAAGAUGAAUCCAACGGCCGAGUGAAUCAAGCGCUCGAGCCGGACGACGAUAUGGAACCAGGUUGUGGCGUAGGCGGAGGUGGCGGGUGCAGCGUUUUGGGUCAGUUGGGACCUCACGUCGAUCGCCAGCCGCAAUCCAGCACCGCGUUCUAACUCCAGGUUCCAUGAUCGGAUGCUGUGACCAACAAUAACUCCGGUGAUGCGGUGUUUCUUCGUUUCUCCAUUCAUUCUUCUUUCGUUUUUUUCAUUAUUGCGCAACUGUACAAUUGUAUUGCGUAGGUUCUAUACUGCUAUUUUGUAUAGGAUGCUUUCUGGUGCUCUUAAUAUGAACGGUUCUUUCAUGCCACUGCGAUUCCGUGUAUAGUAUAGUGAUAACACCGUGCGAUUUUUGUCCGAUAGAGGUUCAAGCACAGUGGGCUUGACCUACAAAAUAAUCACGAUGUAAAUAUCCUUGCGAUUAGUUCGUGACGACGGUGAUCGUGGUAUGAUUUGCACAAAGAUCGGAAGGAUACGCGGAGAUGAUUGCGGAAAUUCCCCGGCGCGUUUUCAACGUCCGAUCAAUGGGUCGAAGGUCAUCGCUGAGGUCAUAUCACUUGUGGUCAGGAACAGUUAUCGUAGUCUCAAUUAAGCAAUAAUUUUGAAGUUAACGCAUUACAUUUACAUAACGUACAUGUUAGCUGUUUGCACAUCGGGGAAAUGAGAGCACCGCAUCGCCUAUUAGGCCUAGUCAUUUUGUUUUUAAAUAUGUUUAGUACUAAAUGAAUAUAAAUAAAUAAAUAAAUAUAUUACAUGUAUAGAUACAAAUUAUAUUGAAAUCGGCUGAGUUUCAGGGCGGUUCAUAGGAUCUAAACUAGAUCGCGGAUCGCGUUGCGAAGACUCGUUUAUAGUCGCUAGUGAUCAAUGUAACGUUCGAAAGUACUUAUUUGAAAUAAAUUCUGCCGGUAUAAAUAAAAGUAGGCAAUUCACGGCGGACGCUGAUUGGAGUAGACGUGUUAUAUAAGAUUCACGGUAGAAUAGCGAGCAGCCCACAGCGUGCUCCAUGUAACGUGCGGUGUACAUAUGAUCCUGUCAUUUUUAAUUACUUGUGUGGACUUUCGUGUUGGGCACCGAGCGUGUGUAUUGGCAUUUAUUUCGGAAUUAUUGCCGUGCAUGCUGCGGUGUAUGUAUUAAUAUAAUAUACUGUUCCAAAAUAUCGAUUAUAGAUCGAUGCUUUUCUACGUAAUCGUCGCAUGAUCGUAGCAAUCAAGCUUAUGUUAUACGAUUAGUGGCGGAAAAAUUUCGGAAUCUUUUGACGUGCAACAGUAUUAAAUUUGAAAGCUAUACAUAGAAUUUGUGUUAAUGAUCGCGUGUGUGUACAAUUCUAGGUUUUAGCCAAGCGUGUAAUAGACACAAGGCCCCGAAAGUCAGCUGAUCGGUUAUAUUUAUUAUAUAAUAUAUAUUGCCAUAUAUAGUAUAUAUAUAGUUUAUAAUAUAGUAUAUAUUGCCAUAUUGUUUGAAUGAAAUAAUGAAUAGCCAGUAAGUAUAACUUAUACAUACCCAAGACAAGACUAUACUACAGUAUACAUAUUACCAACCGUACAUAUCAGUGCAUAUCGAAAAUAGUUGAUAUUAGAUUAUACCUAUAAUGUAAGUAAAUAUGAGAGUUUUUAUGAAAUAUGAAUGAAUAUUUAAUUUUCGUAUCACCUUGUUACAAAUGCUAUUUUUUAAUUAAAAAAAAAAAAAAAAAAAAUAUUCAAUUCCAAGACACGGAAGUAUGGGCCGUGCAAGUGCAAUAGCAUUUAAUUG
Messenger RNA from Neodiprion fabricii, 4246 nucleotides. It is a transcript of the gene ChT, whose product is annotated as high-affinity choline transporter 1. Gene Ontology annotation, cellular component: plasma membrane. The record is from RefSeq and is a predicted model, not a curated record. Gene Ontology annotation, molecular function: choline:sodium symporter activity. Gene Ontology annotation, biological process: transmembrane transport; choline transport; acetylcholine biosynthetic process. Bases 854 to 2614 code for a protein of 586 amino acids. NCBI's taxonomy places the organism in Eukaryota, Metazoa, Arthropoda, Insecta, Hymenoptera, Diprionidae. The transcript is spliced from 7 exons.